AUGCUUCAUUUUGUCUCAUUCUCGCAAUACGAGUUCUCUAUAGUUGGAACCCGCCCCCGUCGACUUCUUUUCCUGAAUCACGCGGAGGUUGUCGAUGGUUUGGAACGGCUCCUUUUUUGUUUUGAAACAUGUCCGGCUGAUCAUGAUUUCAUUCGAGAAUCAAGUGGUCGCUGUGAGAGUGACACAAACAAAUGGUGCAUUCCUGAUGCUUCAUUUGGUCAGCCAUGUUCUGUCUUUUUCGGUCUUGGAAUGACAAAGAAAUUUUGCUGCAAAAGUGAUCCGGUGGAUUGUACAUGGAGUGGGCGAUGGAUGGAAGCAAAUAAUGGAUACAAUAUUUAUUGCAGAUACGAUUCUUCUGUUGGCAGAUGCGGACAACUGCACUGCUCAAUCAAUCACCGGGAUAGAAAAGCGGUUAACACUUCGCUAAUUGAGGGUGAACGAUGUGAUGAAUUAUCGAUGUGGGAGAGUGAGGGUAAAGCAACAUGUGGUCUAAUUCAAUGGACACGAAAUGAAACAGUUCUUAACACUUGGUAUAAAACACAG
Molecule: messenger RNA, 543 nt
Organism: Mesorhabditis belari
Lineage: Eukaryota; Metazoa; Nematoda; Chromadorea; Rhabditida; Rhabditidae
Source: the annotation of a GenBank genome assembly